Messenger RNA from Striga hermonthica, 1041 nucleotides. Lineage: Eukaryota; Viridiplantae; Streptophyta; Magnoliopsida; Lamiales; Orobanchaceae. The record is from the annotation of a GenBank genome assembly.
AUGGAGAAUCCGUCGGAAUUGGGAUUUGACAUGGCGAUGGAGAAUCCGGCCAAUGGCCGGCCACCAGAUGAACCUCCCGACACGCCGCUACUCUUUAAAGGUAUGAAGCCCUCUUUUCGAGACAUCACUCUUCUUUCGAAGCCGCUUCCCCCUCCGCCCCAAAAGCGAGAUCUGUUCAAAGAACAAAAAGCGAGGAUUAAGCUCAUCGACAAUGAUCGAUUGAAGCCGGUCUUGGAGCUAGACCCAGAAUAUUAUGCCUCAGUAUGCCGUCCGUAUGAAGAUGGGUUGGUGGUUCGCCUAUUAUGUAAAAAAGUUUCUUAUUUCUACAUGAAAGAGGGGCUUAAGCGUUUGUGGAAACCUCACGGACAUCUUGAGCUGAUUGAUCUAGCUAAUGGUUUUUUUAUGGUGAAAUUCACAAGAGAAGAUGAUAGGGACACAGCCCUAAAUGGGGGUCCUUGGAUGCUUUCAGGACAUUAUGUCACACUUCAGAAAUGGACUCCUCAGUUCAAUCCUUUUAAUGAUGUGAUCGAAAACACCUUGGUUUGGAUUCAUCUUUCAGGGCUAAAUCUCGCUAUGUUUGAUGAGAAUAUUAUGUUUUGCCUGGCAUCUAUGGUGGGCACUCCAGUACGGAUACAUAUUAACACCUCUAAUGUCGAAAGGGGGAAGUAUGCUCGAGCUUGCGUCCAGAUUGAUUUGAAUCAGCCCGUGGUUGGGCAGGUGGGUUUUCAGGGAACUUGGUACAAGGUGGAGUAUGAGGGCCUUUACCUACUAUGCCCCUUAUGUGGUCGAUAUGGCCACAACCGCAACAUGUGUUCUUUUGUUAAGCCAGUGGAGUCUGAGGAAACGUUGCCACCACUUGAUAAGGGUAAAGCCAUUAGUUCUGAAUAUGACAUGAAUCCCCCAACCGAAUUACAUGGUGAUUGGCUGGUAGAACAGAGAAGGAGGAGGGGAAAACCGAACAAAAAUGUAGGUAAGAGCGAGACGACACCUCCGAGUAGGACUGCUCACAAAAGGCCUAGUAAGGAGAAGCCUAACUCUUAG